CGUUUUCUUAAAAUCGUGGGAAAACCAAACCAUUGAGCGAACUAAAUUCUUUUGAUUUGAAGCAAAAAGUGUGGCAAGGCCAUCAUCAAACGUGAUUAACAAAAGGUUCGAACUGCUCCGAACUACUAUAAAAAUGUCUCAUUUGGGCCAGAACGGCGGUUGCGUGUUAGCCAUGUGCGGCAAGGACUGCGUAUCUAUAGCCACAGAUCAUCGCUUUGGCAUUCGGGCGGAAACCAUUUCGACAGACUUUAAGAAGGUGUUCCAAAUGAAUCCGCAGGUGCUGCUAGGGAUGACCGGCUUACAGGCGAAUAUAAUAACGGUACGUGAUCACAUGAUUUUCCGCAAGAAUAUGUACGAAUUGGGCGAGAGUCGCGACAUAGCCCCCAAACCAUUUACGGCUAUUCUAUCGAACUUCCUCUACGAGCAUCGCUUUGGGCCGUACUACGUGGAGCCGAUUGUGGCCGGGCUGGACCCCAUUACGUCGGAGCCGUACGUUUGCCGCUUGGACCAUUACGGUUGUUGCAACAAAUGCGAUGACUUUGCCGUAUCCGGCACUUGUUUCGAACAGCUGUACGGAAUAUGCGAAAGCCUUUGGAGUCCGAAUAUGGACCAAAACGAAUUGUUUAAUGUCACUGCUCACGCCAUUGUAAGCGCCUGUAAUCGGGAUGCCAUGAGCGGUUUUGGUGCCACAAUCUACGUCAUGGAUAAGGACAAGCUUGUCGAGCGUACGCUGAAGAUGCGUAUGGACUAAGUGAACACUAGAAAGCCCAUUUAGUUAGCUUAUUUGUUACGUUAAUAACAAUAUAUUUUUGAUUUCAUGAAAUCACAAAACAAUAAAUACACUAAUGGCCCUCGAGUGAGUAA
This is a messenger RNA of Scaptodrosophila lebanonensis, 864 nucleotides long. RefSeq names its product proteasome subunit beta type-3-like. Gene Ontology annotation, cellular component: proteasome core complex, beta-subunit complex; proteasome core complex. Lineage: Eukaryota; Metazoa; Arthropoda; Insecta; Diptera; Drosophilidae. Gene Ontology annotation, biological process: proteasome-mediated ubiquitin-dependent protein catabolic process. The record is from RefSeq and is a predicted model, not a curated record. The coding region runs from base 134 to 751 and encodes 205 amino acids. The transcript has a single exon.